AUGGAGACUUUGUACAGCAUACCAUUCACUGUGCUCGAAUGCCCUAAUGUGAAGCUGAAGAAGCCGUCUUGGGUGCAUAUGCCGUCCGCCAUGACCGUUUACGCGGUGGUCAUCGUUUCCUAUUUUCUCAUCACUGGAGGUAUCAUCUAUGACGUCAUUGUGGAGCCGCCGAGCGUGGGUUCGAUGACCGAUGAGCAUGGACAUCAGCGGCCCGUGGCGUUUUUGGCAUACAGGGUUAACGGCCAGUACAUCAUGGAGGGCUUGGCUUCCAGCUUCCUCUUCACAAUGGGGGGCCUGGGCUUCAUCAUCCUGGAUCGCUCCAACGCACCCAACAUCCCCAAGCUCAACCGCUUCCUACUGCUCUUCAUCGGCUUCGUCAGCGUCAUCCUCAGCUUCUUCAUGGCCAGAGUGUUCAUGCGCAUGAAGUUGCCUGGAUACCUGAUGGGAUGA
Messenger RNA from Nerophis lumbriciformis (worm pipefish), 450 nucleotides. The record is from RefSeq and is a predicted model, not a curated record. Lineage: Eukaryota; Metazoa; Chordata; Actinopteri; Syngnathiformes; Syngnathidae.